Molecule: messenger RNA, 2608 nt
Organism: Diatraea saccharalis (sugarcane borer)
Lineage: Eukaryota; Metazoa; Arthropoda; Insecta; Lepidoptera; Crambidae
Source: the annotation of a GenBank genome assembly
AUGGAAUUUCAAAGAACAGUAGGAAUUGCCCCAAAUCCUGAUUGUGUUAAAGAAGUAGUUGCGUGCCAAUGUGAGCUCGGUAAAGAGAAAUUACUCACAGCUCCACCCUACAAACGUUUUUCAUCGUGCCCAGACGAUGAAACCAAAUCAAGAUACCCCACGGCUCCUUGUGCUCGGGAUCUAGACCAAUACAACUGCCCCAUCAGCCACAUCCUCGUCACCUUCAAAUCGCCCUUGCAUCCUAAGGAAGAGUUCAAUAAAGUCUUCCCGGCGAAUACGCCUGUCAAAUUUGUGAAACGAAAGUUAGCCAAAUUACUCUCAGUGUCAAACAGCAAUCUUUUGCUGACCAAAAAAAGAACUGUGCUCAAAGAAACUAGUGUACUAUCAGAUCUCAAAGCUGAUCCACUAGGCAAUCUUGUUAUUGAUGUAUUUACAAAAAAUUCGGAUGACUUUUCUUUAUCGUCGAUACCAAAGGAAUCAUAUGUACAUGAACUAUUGCAUUCGCUCAUACCAAAGAAAAAAGCUAUUCCAUUUAUAGCAAUCAAAUUUAAAGUUCGCAACCAAAAUGCCGUAUUUACAAGAUCAUAUCAUUCAAUAAUUAAAAUUCAUGAGAUAAAAAAGAAUUUAGCCGGUCUUUUCCAAGUAGACCCUGAUAAUGUUAUACUGAUGCGAGGAGAGCAUCCUUUGAAAGACCGUAUGGCUCUCCAUGAUCUUGAUUAUGAUAAAUAUGGUAUAACAGAAGUAGAACUGCUGAUGAAACAGAAUGAGAAACUCAAUUUAGAUAAAUUAUACAAAGAACUGCCAAUUCACGACGUGUUAAGUGUUAUGGUGCCGUUUGGUGCUACUCUUAAACAAAUUAAUGUUGAAAUUUUCUCUGAGCCUAUGAAGAAACCCUAUUUGGGCGGUUAUAGGAAUGUUCACACAGGUUUAGAAUACCAUCAUGCGUAUACGCAGACACCACAAAAACCAGAGAAAAUACCACCAGAAAAAAAGACUUGCAGAGAUACUCAGACAGCUGAAGAGAAAGAGAAGAUAUUUGAUACAAAUUAUAGUAGAGCGGUUCAAAUGAACUCUGUACAUGCCUACAUACCUAAUGUGACUGAUAGAAUUAUAGUUCCAAAGCCAUAUGAAACUUAUGAAGAAAUGGUGAUUCGCCUCAAUCACAAUCACUAUGCUAGUAUUAUUCAACGAGCUUUUAGACAUCAUCAAUUCAGGCAGAAGGUAGAGAAGUGGCUAAGUGAUUGCAGAGAAAGAAUAGAAAGAAUGAAGGAAGAAGAUAGACUUGAAAGAGAAGCUAUGGAAAGACGACUACGAAGAGACCUUGUAACAAAGACGUUCCCGAAAUCGCGAGAGGACUUCGACCAAUUAUAUGCAAUGGUUGAUCGUUGGAAACACGCAGAAAUAGCAAGGAUAUCACAAUUGCAUUCAAAAGGUCCAAAAAUAGCAGAAUUCACCUUACUCCUCGAUAAAGAAGUGGAAUUGUUAAGAUGUAUUGAGGCAUACAGGGUGAAAGUUAAAGAAGACAGUAAAAAGAUUAAAGAACAAAAAUUCUUGGAAGAAAUUUCGAAACCUGUAGCUUGGUUUGGAAGGGACGGUAAAUUGAUCACUAUGGAUACUAUAGAAAUACAGAAAGCGAGGAAACUGAAAGAGUUGUACAAUUGUUUCAUACGAGAGGACAUGGAAGUAAAUGAACGCAUGGAAUUGUUAGUCGACAUGAAAUUUGCUCUUCAAGAAUUCCGCCAUCCACUCGCCGAAGAGGUUAUAACGCUAUUAGAUAGAGAAUGUGACCUUCUUGUACGACGAUGUAAUAACUACCAGAUCGAAUUUCUGAGACGAAGAGUAGCUGCAUCGGUUCUGCAAUUGAUUAAAACUUCCGAAUUAAAUUCAGGUGUGACCAAAUGCAAAGACAUAAGAGAUUAUAAAAAGAUGGAGGAUGGUAGACUACAUUUCUGUGAAAUGUGCCAUCAAGUUAAACCUCAUACAGAUUUUCCAUUAAACUCUAAGAUGAGCGGCUUUUUCGUAUGCACCUCAUGUUCGUGGAAGGACGUCUCUGAACGUUUAUGGAUUGACAUGACUCCAUAUAAGUUUAUCCUUCGCGCAGUUCAACGUGACGAACGCCGUCGUAAAUGCUGGGGAUCUUUGGCAUUCGUUUUACAAGAGAAAGAUAUAUUUUUUAUUGUGGAAAAACUAUGGCAUUCCCAUUCCGCUAUAAGUGAAUGUAGCGAUAUGACCGAGCUAAGAUUAUGUCGGUGGCACGUUAACGAAGAUUGGUCUCCCUGGAAUUGUUUUCUGGUUACUGUUCAAGAAAUGAAAGCUCAUUUAAAACUUGAAGCACCAGAGGAAGUUUACGAUGAAGAAUUAGUGCAAAAGGUGCGUAAUAAACAUAAGUUGGCUAAGGCAAACUUCGAGCAGUUGAUGGCUGUGAACAAACGCUACACAGAAACUGGCGACUGGCAGGGCGUACGUGCUCCAGCCGUGGCGUACACUGAAGCUAUUCCACCUAUUUAGAAAACCUGUUUAGAAUCAUGAAUAAUUAUAUAUUGUUAUAGCUAUAAUAUUAAUUUAUUACCUAAUAUGCAUUACGUAUUAACACACGUAAUUUGUUGAG